This is a messenger RNA of Metarhizium album ARSEF 1941, 249 nucleotides long. Its product is annotated as BolA domain-containing protein. Bases 1 to 249 code for a protein of 82 amino acids. The record is from RefSeq and is a predicted model, not a curated record. The transcript has a single exon. Lineage: Eukaryota; Fungi; Ascomycota; Sordariomycetes; Hypocreales; Clavicipitaceae.
AUGUCCCAAAUAACAGACGUCAGUAUACGUGAAGCCAUCACGCAGCGUCUACAAGCCACCCACGUCGAAGUCACCGACAUGUCCGGUGAGUACAAACGCGCCCCUCCCCAGCGACUCCUUUGCACGUCCCGAGUCGACAAUGCCAACUCUCCCCGUUCCAACACACAGGCGGCUGCGGCCAAGCAUUCACAUGCCUCAUCGUCGCCCCCCAGUUCCAAGGCCUCAACUCCCUCAAGCGCCACCGAUUGA